This is a messenger RNA of Cokeromyces recurvatus, 827 nucleotides long. RefSeq lists its product as uncharacterized. The record is from RefSeq and is a predicted model, not a curated record. Bases 25 to 771 code for a protein of 248 amino acids. The transcript has a single exon. NCBI's taxonomy places the organism in Eukaryota, Fungi, Mucoromycota, Mucoromycetes, Mucorales, Mucoraceae.
CUUUCUUUUCUUUUUUUUUUUGUUAUGGAAUCAAUAAAACCUAAACGAUUUUCCUUUGCUAGUUUUGGAAGAGCGUUUUCUUUUAAUAACAAUAACUCUGUUCCAAAGCAACAAACAUCAACAAAAGGUGAUUCAAAAGACUAUGAUAAAGAGCCACAUCAUCAAAGUAGACGAUCUCAAAAAUCAAAAAGUCUUUAUGUAAAAUCAACGAAUAAGACGAUUCAAACAGCAGAGAUAAAGGAUAUUCGUCGUUCUAUUCGACAUUCUUUAGCAUCUGUCUUAUAUGCAGCUCCACAUAGUAUGACAUCGAAAGAGGGUAACAUGCUUGUCCCAGUUUUAGUUACCUCGGAGCUUUCAGAAUCGUUGGGUGGCGUGUUAGUAGCAAACAACGACAAACCUCAUUCAGAGGAAGAAGAAGAAGAAGGGCAAAAGAAGAAAAAAGUGCAAUCAAUAGAAUAUGAUCAUACAUUAGAGAUAGUGUACAAUAAAGAUAGCAUGACUAUUUUAUGGCAAGGAUAUGGCUAUACAAUAGAUGAAAAGGCAAUCGUUGACACUAAUAAUAUAAUGUCAGCGUAUGAAAAGGAUAGAUGGGAAUCCUAUCAGGGCUUAAUACAUCCAAUUCAUUUAUUCUCACUGGAUAUAACAUUAAAUGUGACUGAAUUAAAACGUUAUUAUGAUAAUUAUGGUUCAAUGAUGUUAAAGAUUCGUGAAAUUAAAAUGCUCAACCAACAACAGCAACAAUACCAUCCCUUCUCAAAAGAUACCAUUUAAAAUAUUUAUAAGCUUGAUCAAUUCGAUUAUUUAUUGUAUAAUAAAAAAAAAUAAAG